Messenger RNA from Poecile atricapillus (Black-capped chickadee), 3478 nucleotides. RefSeq names its product MAF bZIP transcription factor B (gene MAFB). The transcript is spliced from 2 exons. Gene Ontology annotation, molecular function: RNA polymerase II cis-regulatory region sequence-specific DNA binding; DNA-binding transcription factor activity, RNA polymerase II-specific. The record is from RefSeq and is a predicted model, not a curated record. NCBI's taxonomy places the organism in Eukaryota, Metazoa, Chordata, Aves, Passeriformes, Paridae. Gene Ontology annotation, biological process: regulation of transcription by RNA polymerase II; regulation of myeloid cell differentiation. Bases 638 to 1630 code for a protein of 330 amino acids. Gene Ontology annotation, cellular component: nucleus.
UUUUUUUUUUUUUUUUUUUUCCCUCCUCCUUCCCCUCCUUCCUCCCCCUUUUCCCUCCCCUUCGCCUGCGCUGCCAGAGCCACCGAAACUCCCGUGCAGAGCUCCGCCGCCGCCGGUAGCCCGUGCGCUGCCCCGGCGCUCGCUCGGGCUGGAAAGUUGCGGCAGGCUCCGGGCUCGGCUGCCGCGGGGAGGGGGCUCCGGACUUACAAAACCCGGCCGGGGGCACGGGCUGAGCGUUUGCACCGACCUUCUUCUUCCUGCACAGACCCGAAGGCAGCAUCUUUGUUUUGUUUUGCUUUUGCCCUUCCUGCUACCGCUCCUUUCUCCUUGCGGCCGGGCGCCUCGGAGCCGGGAGCUGCCGCAGCCCGCGGUGCGGGGCGAGCGCUGAUACCGAGAGCCAGGAGCCAGCCAGGCGGCCCCGGGGGCCGGCUCCUCCUUGGCUUUGUUGCUCCGGACUGAAGAAGCCCCAGAAGCCGGGAGAAGGAGGCGGCGGAGGAGGGGGAGCAGAGGAAAGGAAGCGAGAGGCGAAAGGCAAAGUUGGUUUGGAAUAGGGGAGUGCGGCCAGCCCUCUGCCAGACUGCGCGCUGGGGUGAAGUCUCCAGCCCCCUCCGCCGGGAGAGGUGCCCGCAAGACAGCGAUGGCCGGAGAGCUCAGCAUCGGAGCCGAGCUGCCCACUAGCCCGCUGGCCAUGGAGUACGUGAACGACUUCGACUUGAUGAAGUUCGACGUGAAGAAGGAGCCCCUGGGCAGGAACGACCGCUCGGGCAGGCACUGCACCCGCCUGCAGCCGGCCGGCUCCGUGUCCUCCACCCCCAUCAGCACCCCCUGCAGCUCCGUGCCCUCCUCGCCCAGCUUCAGCCCCACCGAGCAGAAGACCCACUUGGAGGACCUGUACUGGAUGGCCAACAGCUACCAGCAGAUGAACCCCGAGGCGCUGAACCUCACCCCAGAGGACGCUGUCGAAGCCCUCAUUGGGUCCCACCAGGUGUCCCAGCAGCUGCAGGGCUUCGAGGGCUUCCGGGCCCACCACCAUCACCAUCAUCAUCAUCACCAACACCACCACCAGUAUCCUGCAGUCACUCACGAAGACCUGGCCGGCAGCGGGCACCCUCACCAUCACCACCAUCAUCACCACCAGGCCUCUCCCACCCCCUCCACCUCCUCCAGCUCCUCCCAGCAGCUCCAGAACUCGCACCAGCAGCAUCCCCCCUCCAGCAGCGUGGAGGACCGGUUCUCAGAUGACCAGCUGGUCUCCAUGUCUGUGAGGGAGCUCAACAGGCACCUCCGAGGCUUCACCAAAGAUGAGGUGAUCCGCCUCAAGCAGAAGAGGAGGACCUUGAAGAACAGGGGCUAUGCCCAGUCCUGCAGGUAUAAACGUGUCCAGCAGAAACACCACCUGGAGAACGAAAAGACGCAGCUCAUUCAGCAGGUGGAACAGCUCAAGCAAGAAGUGACCCGGCUCGCCAGAGAGAGAGACGCCUACAAGCUCAAGUGUGAGAAACUUGCCAGCAAUGGCUUCAGAGAGGCCGGCUCCACCAGUGACAACCCGUCUUCCCCAGAGUUCUUCAUCAUCCAGUCUUCUAGAGUAGCUGUGGGAAAAGUAGGCUGGGGGUGGGGUUGGGAGAGGUAAAGUGCAACUUUUUGACUUUGGUGUGCAAGUUAGAGAGAGAGAGACAGAGGCAAAGGAGAAAAGGACAAGUGAAGCGUUUUAUAGAUCGCUUGCUUGCAGAGCGAGAUGGACUUUAAAAAGGAUAAUAAUAAAAAAAAGGACAAUGAACAAGCCAUCUAUAACGUACUGCCUGCUUGGAAAGAGAGAGGACAUAUACAGCACCAUCUCAUGCACAAUUUACCUGCUUGGAAAAAGAGAAUAAAUGAAAAGGACAAUAUAUGCAAACACUUCAUAUAUUGCCUGCUUUGAGAAAUAAGUUACAGGACUCAGAUGGGACAUUCAAUCUAAGAAAAGAAAGAAAGAAAAAAUAAAAACUCAUCAGUUUUAUUGCCUGCUUGAUUAUAUAGAAAAAUACGAAAAUCUGCAUUAAAAAUAUUAAUCCUGCAUGCUGGACAUGUAUGGUAAUAAUUUCUAUUUUGUACCAUUUUCUUGUUUAACUAUAGCAUGUUGAUCAUUGAUCAUAGAUUUCUGUUGUUGUUUUGUUUCAUCAAUAAGAAAAGCAUCACAAGUUAUCGAACUUUUUACUGCUUGUGCAGUUUUGUUCGUUGGUUUUGCUCUUGUUUUCUUUUUAUGGUUGUUAGCUUGUAAAUAUCUGCUACUUCAAACCGUACAGGAGAAAAAGACACAAAAAACAAAAUAACAUUUCAGCAGGCUGGUUAUACGGUUUGUUUGGUGUUAAAGAGAUACUUAAAGAAAAAAAAAAAGUUAUGGGCAUUUUGCAUUAGAAAAAACCCAACUUUGUAUAUCUGGUGCACUUUUAAGUUGUAUUUUUUUUUUUUUUGUUAGUUUUCAUUUUGGUUUUUGUUUGUUGGGGCAGAAGCAAAAACGCCUGAAUGGCAUUGACAAACCUAAACUUAACAGGGAAAAACCCUCCUCGGUCACUAGAACCUACUCGAUGCCUUAAAGUGGCAGCGAAGCUCUUUCCUCCAGGACAAUUCCCAGCCUGAGUGGUUUGGCUUGGCCAGAUAAUUUCCCUUCUGAUUGUACACUCAGGAAGCGAAGGACGGACGAGAUAUCAGUUCCAUUUAAAAAACACUGCCCCUAGAUUUUCGGUAAAUAAAGAGAAAAAACCAACCCCAAACCCUCCUCGUUAAGAGUCAAGCUGCGAUAGCAGCGAGGGCUCCGUGUCGCCACUGAAGUUGGGUUUCUCAAUGGCAGCAGCUGAUGAGUGGGCUGGGAAAGCAUUUAAAUCUAAAACUUUUUUUAAGAAGACAUACUGCAUACAACUUUUAAGUGUAUUCUUUUGCAAUGAUUUGUAAUCUGCUUCUCUGCUUCCCUAUGCAGCGAGUGAAAGUUUUAGCCAAAAUUUAUUUGCAGUUGUAUAGUAGUAGUAGUUUGGAGUCUUAUGGGUGUUUUUAUUACUUUUUUUUUUCCUCCUGCAGGUCAGUAAAAGGAUUUACGUUGCACUGACAAAAAUACCAAAAUGAAAACUUAUUUUUUAGUUUCCUUUUAGGGUAGCUGGCACUGCUGGCCGGAUGCAUUUUAAGUUUGUAUUAGUUUAUAAAUUAACAGUAAUAACAAGAUUGUAAUGAACAGCAUGGUGCUUGCAGUUUUAAAUAUUGUGGAUAUUAGUCAUGCAUCAGAAAACGAUCUUUGGUUUUUACUGAUUCAACUGUGUUGAAAUCAAAACAUUGCAGCAGCGGAAAAAAAUUGUUUUUAUUUCAUGUAAAGUUCUGAAGGGAUCAAUUUCAAAUCCUGCUUAUGAUAUGAAAAAUAUUAAAAAACCUGGUCUAUUGUAGUUUUAUUCAGACUGGUUUCUGUUUUUGGUUAUUAAAAUUGUUUCCUAUUUUGCUUAUUAAAAUCAUUGAA